This is a messenger RNA of Manihot esculenta (cassava), 1517 nucleotides long. Its product is annotated as deSI-like protein At4g17486. The record is from RefSeq and is a predicted model, not a curated record. Bases 461 to 1183 code for a protein of 240 amino acids. Lineage: Eukaryota; Viridiplantae; Streptophyta; Magnoliopsida; Malpighiales; Euphorbiaceae. The transcript has 5 exons. Gene Ontology annotation, molecular function: deubiquitinase activity. Gene Ontology annotation, biological process: protein deubiquitination.
CAUCUAGCAUGGCAGAGGAUGCCUUCCCCUGAGGUAAAGCAGUCCCAAAAGCUAGAAACUAGUGUUACAGCCACACACACUCGCAGGGAAUUUCAAUUUCCUCUCGGGAUUCUCCUUUCAAAAAUUUUCUUCUUUGUUCUUUUCUGCCAGAGAUGAGUGAGUGUUUCAGAAUCAACUAGGCCCUCUUUGUUCCUUUUUUCUUUUAGCUCCCAUUAUUGCUUUCAACUUGGUUUCUGUUUUAAUAUUGCUCCAUGGGCUCUAAUGGCUGCUGUUCCCUCUAAAUCUGUUGAUGUUCACUUGGAAACUGGAAUUUAUGCAGACAAACCUUUAAAGCAGCAGCAUCAUGCCAAGAGGUGGACACUACUUUAGGCACAAUCAUUUGAGGAGAAAUUUUGUAGAUUGAUUGCUAGUUGGUUGAGGAAAGGCUUUAAUUGAAUUCUGACCUUCCCCUAAAGGAAAUAUGAAAUUUGGUUCCAUUGUGCCCUCUCGUUUGAAAGGGAAAUCAGCCACCCGCUUCUCUUUGUUUCCCAAACCACGGUCAACUAGCUAUGGUCCAGGAAGUGCACCAGUUUAUCUCAAUGUGUAUGACUUGACACCCAUGAAUGGCUACGUCUAUUGGGCAGGCCUUGGUAUCUUUCAUUCUGGUGUGGAAGUUCAUGGUGUAGAAUAUGCAUUUGGAGCACAUGACUACCCGACAAGUGGUGUUUUUGAGGUGGAACCUCGUCAAUGUCCAGGCUUCAAGUUCAGGAAAUCAAUAUUCAUUGGGACCACAUGCUUGGAUCCAAUUCAGGUCCGAGAUGUCAUGGAACGGCUUGCUGCCAGCUACCAUGGUGAUACAUAUCACUUGAUUGUUAAAAAUUGCAACCAUUUCUGCAAAGACAUCUGUUACAAGUUAACAGGGAAACCAAUUCCAAAAUGGGUAAAUCGUCUAGCAAAAAUAGGCUCAAUAUGCAACUGUAUACUUCCUGAAUCUCUCAAGAUAUCUGCUGUGCGGCAUGAUCCUGAUGGCCAAUCUUACAAUAAUGGAAGGAAAAGGUUGAGAAGUGCUUUCAGCUUCCUGUCUUCAAUCUCGAUGCGACAAAAGCAGCUGUCAACUUCUUCAAUGUUUCUACAAUCACCCUUGAAAGGCUGCUUACCAUGGGAGCUGAGAAGGUCCAUCAAUGGUUCCUUCAAAGAAAGAUGAAAGAAUGUGUGGAGAGUUUCAUGAGGGCAGUGGCUGAAAUGAUGGUUUUUGUAUCUCAUGAUUGUGUUACUAGUCUGGUGUGAAAAUGAUUGAGAUGCUAAUCAAGUUCUUCUUAUGCAGUGAAGAAGCUUGCCAGAUGAAGCCAGCGCCCUCAUUUGAGUGUUAAAAAGCUGUGCUGGAUAUUAUUAUUAGUUAAUGUUUUGACAUAUUUGUCUGUAGAAAUCCGUUGGCUCAUUCAUGCUGGUGUGACUGAUCAUUUGUUUGUAGAUAUAACUGCAUUUUAUGCUUGUUUAAAGAGAGAAUUCUUGAGAUUGAAAGUCAAUUUUCAUUUCUA